Messenger RNA from Rosa chinensis, 4079 nucleotides. Its product is annotated as pentatricopeptide repeat-containing protein At2g17525, mitochondrial. Gene Ontology annotation, molecular function: protein binding. The record is from RefSeq and is a predicted model, not a curated record. The transcript has 3 exons. NCBI's taxonomy places the organism in Eukaryota, Viridiplantae, Streptophyta, Magnoliopsida, Rosales, Rosaceae. Bases 145 to 2007 code for a protein of 620 amino acids.
UUAAUCUUGGACCCUUGGUCUCAAAUGAGGAGAGACUUUCACCCGGCAGCUCAGACUACUUUCACCCGGUAGCUCAGACCAGUAGACUCCUCUAUUUUGCUCUCCCACACAUCCUUAAAAAAGCUUUGCAAUGUCCAGUGCCCAAUGCUAAUCUCCAAACCCUCAAAGCUUCCCCCAAUAUCUUCUCUCACCCAUCUUCUUCGAACUCUCUCAUCCAUUGCUGUUCCAUCUCACAACCACAUAUCACAUCUUCUACUCGAACAAAAAUCAGCCACCCAGGUCCUCGACACCUUCCAAUGGGCCUCCAAACUCCCCAGCUUCACCCACUCCCCGUCCACUUACCGAGCCCUCAUCCACAGGCUAUGCACCUUUCGCCGCUUCGACAUUGCCCACCAACUGCUCGACGAAAUGCCCCACUCAAUCGGCCUACCCCCAGAUGACCACAUUUUCGUCACACUCAUUCACGGCCUCGGCCGAGCCCAUUUGGUGAAGCAAGUGAUCAAGGUGCUUGACUUGGUUCGCAGGUAUAACCAGAAACCUUCUCUCAAGAUAUUCAAUUCGAUACUUGAUGUUCUUGUGAAGGAGGAUAUAGAUAUAGCUAGGGAGUUUUAUAGGAAGAAGAUGGUGGCAAGUGGCGUCAAGGGUGAUGGUUAUACUUUUGGUAUCUUGAUGAAAGGUCUUUGUUUGACGAAUCGAAUUGGUGAUGGGUUUAAGCUUUUGCAAGCUGUUAAGUCGAGGGGAGUUGCGCCGAAUACUGUGGUUUAUAACACAUUGCUGCAUGCACUUUGCAGGAAUGGGAAAGUUGGGAGAGCAAGAAGCUUGAUGAAUGAGAUGGAACAUCCCAAUGAUGUGACUUUUAAUAUUUUGAUAUCUGGUUAUUGCGGAGAAGAGAAUUUAGUGCAGGCGCUUGUUAUGUUAGAGAAGUGCUUUGGUCUGGGGUAUGUGCCUGAUGUUGUCACGACAACCAAGGUGUUGGAAAUUCUGUGCAAUGAUGGUCGCGUAAUGGAGGCUGUCAGGGUUAUAGAGAGAGUGGAGAGCAAUGGAGGGUUGGUUGAUGUUGUGGCAUAUAAUACCUUGAUUAAGGGUUACUGUCGGUUAGGGAAAGCAAAACUUGGUCUUCGCAUUUUGAAGGAGAUAGAGAGAAAAGGGUGUCUUCCAAAUGUCGAUACCUACAAUGUCUUGAUCUUGGGUUUUUGUGAGUCUGGGAUGUUGGAUAAAGCUCUUGAUCUGUUUAAUGAUAUGAAAACAGAUGGCAUCAAUUGGAAUUUUGCUACAUAUGAUACGUUAAUAAGAGGCUUGUGUUCAGGAGGAAGAACUGAAGAUGGGUUAAAAAUUUUGGAUUUGAUGAAUGAGAGCAAAGAUGGUUGUAGGGGUCGAAUAGGUCCUUUUAAUAGUGUCUUGUAUGGCAUGUAUAAGGAAAAACGUUUGGACGAAGCACUUGAGUUUCUUGCCAAUAUGGAUAAACUAUUUCCCAGAGCUGUUGAUAGGAGCUUUAGGAUUUUAGGUUUCUGUGAGGAGGGUGCCACUGAGAAUGCAAAGAAGGUCUAUGAUCAGAUGAUUGUGGAAAGGGCAGUCCCAUGUGUUUUGAUUUAUGACUAUCUAAUCCAUAUAUUUUGCCAACAAGGGUGUGUUCGUCAAGCCUUUGAGCUUAUGAAUGAGAUGAUUGCUCAUUGUUACUUUCCUGUUUCAUCGACUUUCAAUGUUCUGAUUAACGGGUUUUGUGAGCAAGGAAAAGUUGGUAGUGCGCUAAAGCUCCUCGAUGAGAUGAUUGGUAGAGGUUGUUUACCUGAUAUAGAAAGUUAUAGUCAUUUGGUAGGUGCUUUUUGCCAGAAGGGGGAUUUUCAGAAAGCUUUAAAACUCGUUUUGCAAAUGGUAGGAAAGGGUAUCACUCCUGAUUAUUUCACAUGGAACUCGUUGCUUCUUUGUUCAAGUCGAGAGACUGUAUGGUUAAACAGCAAAAGUAUGUUUUAUGUGAACAAUCAAUUACGCUGUAUUAUUGAGGCUUAACUACAUUCCAGGGUUAAUAGUACUGAAUGAAAUAUCCUGUUUCACAGUACUAUUGAGAGGUCACUCACUAUGUUCAGGUCUGUGGCUCAGUCCCUUUCUUAUCCCAAUACUGGUAUGCAUCUCUUUGUGAGUCCAAACCAAGCCCAUGUCAUCUCACUUGUCCACCACUUGUCGCAGAUUCCUCCACUUUGCUGAGUGCAGAUGGUGGCCAAUCAAAACUUUUAGUUAAAACAGUUCUGUGUGAGUAGCUCAUAAGGAGCUCAUAGGUGGCCAAUCAAAAAUGUCUAUUGUCAAACAAGUUGCUUACAUGUCAAAGAAAUAAAAAGCUAUGAGCUGAAAAGUUGCUCAAAAUUUAGCUGAGGUUUAAAUUUUUGUUCAAGUUUUCAUAUAUUUGACAUAGUAAAUGGGACUAUGGGGGUCAUCACCAAAGUUUGUAAAAGAUGAAAGAGCAGAUAUCUUCGACUCCCCUUAAUAGUUAUUUUUCUCUUUUUAGAGGGCAAGUGGAGUGUUAAGUGUUGCCUUAUAUAUAAGAGUUCACCAUUCAUUAGUAUAAAUUAUGAAUCUUUAACAGGCAUUGAGCCCUUGUUAGAUGAAACUAAUUUGUUAUAGUUGUCAAGUUUUAUCUUUGGUGGACUCAUUGUGCUAUGUUUUUCUUGUGUUUUCAAAAGAUGUUUCUUUCAAACAAAAAAAAAAGGUCAUUUCCUAAAGCUUCCAUUUGAACCAAAUAAAUAAAAAAGGUUGAAUAAUUAAAGGUUUUCAAAGAAAAUGACAAGUAUCAGUAUUAUAUUAACCACUCUCUUUUAAUUCAUUAACUUUGAACUCAUUCAAUUUAAUGAUGAGGUGGCUAUAUCCAGUGCUUUGAUUGUGGUUGAUGUUGCUGCAUUUUGUUUGUGGUGUGCAGUCCUCAUUGCUAAACCCACUGAUUAUGGCAGCCAAGGUACAGCUUUUGGAACUGGUUCAAUAAUUUUGCCCUAUAUAGAACAUUGACAGUACUAAACUCUAGUGAAAUACCUAGUUGGACGAGUCUCCUUCAUCGUGUUGGACCGAUUAGUGUUCAAGUUUGUCUUCAGUUAGUCUCCAUGCUAUCUGAUCCACAGUUUCAAGAUGGUGCAACAAAAGAUAGCCAUUACAUUUCUAGUAAACCUGUCAGAAGUAGAGGUGCUUGCUCAGGAAGGCAAGUCAAUAACUAGAAAUUCCUUUCCAUAUUUUUGUGGUUAGGAUGUUACUGCUCGUUUCCUUGGUCAGCAUUGUUUUCACCCAUGUGGCUGGAAUUUACAUGCUUCUCGUGUGGUCUGCAUUGCUCAUUGCCUUGUUUGUGACAUACUGGUAAUUCCCUUGGGGGCUCGUUUGGGCAGUAUGGGUUAUAUCCUUUCCAUGCGUCUGCCAAAUGCUGGAAGGAAAAUUCUAGCACAUAUCUGCUUGGCAUCUUCCAUCCCUUUUCAGCAAUUCUUCUGCUUGUAUCACUGGAUCCAUCAACGUCUAUCAUCAUUUGCUCAUAAUGGGAUUCUUAAUAUCUUGGAAUGAUCACACUACAAACAACUGAACAAAUUUUGCAGCUCAGCUUUUGCAGAGGUAGUUCUUGAGAGACCCCAAAAGAAAUGUGUAUGUUUUGGACAGAUGUUUCCGUUCCAUACUUGCAGCAUUUGCUUCCCCGGUAGUUGGAAUAUUGGCUCAGUCGUGUAGUUAUAAACAAGGGAUGCUCCUCAAGAGUGGGAUCUGAUGGGAGCUGUAAUAGAACCAGAAAGCAAUGUAAUUAGAAAUUUCAUCUGCAGGAGAAGAUCAUUCUUGUGUUCGGCUUCCUGAAUCACAAGUGAAGACAUACAUGUCAAUGAUAGAAUUGCCAUUUGAAAUUGACGAGAUGAACAUAAAUUUCUGUUCAUUCUGCAGACUUGUGUACUCUCUUGUUGCCUAAGUUUGACGGAGACUUAGCAGUAUCUGGAUUGUUCACCGACAGCAGAAUUUGUACUGUGUUACUGUACCAAUAGAUAAAUCUAACACUCCAUAUUCAACACUUCAUCAUUAUUACUGUUACCUUGAUAGAAUUUAGAAGUGAGUGGUUCUUCCACGAUCCA